Messenger RNA from Sphaeroforma arctica JP610, 444 nucleotides. RefSeq lists its product as hypothetical. Bases 1 to 444 code for a protein of 147 amino acids. The transcript has 2 exons. NCBI's taxonomy places the organism in Eukaryota, Ichthyosporea, Ichthyophonida. The record is from RefSeq and is a predicted model, not a curated record.
AUGUCUCAGCCGCAGCAGGCACCGCAGAUCAAAGUCAAAGUCAAACAGGGCGAUAUGAAGCUGAGUGAUACCGUACCGCCCCAGAACAGAACUUGUCCACCUGGUGCACUACCUGAUCCAAUAGUCCAACUCGUAGUACACACUACGAUCCUCAGUCACCACAGCCACAGUAUGGCACUAGGUCACCUCAGCCAGGCUAUCGCCACCAAUAUAGUGACUUGCACUCCAACGAUUCCCUGUAACAGCCUAUGCACAGACCCCCACAAGGCCCACCUCAGAUAUAUCCGAUGCACAACCACUCUUCCCCAGGGGAACACUACGGCCACCAAUUUAUACGAUAGUACUGGCUACAGUCCACCUCCUAAUCAGCACGCAUCGAGCCACGACAAUAUGCCCCAGCAAACACAGAGCCCACAACAACUACGGCCACAGGCACUACCUUAG